Messenger RNA from Frankliniella occidentalis (western flower thrips), 9450 nucleotides. RefSeq names its product transportin-1 (gene Tnpo). Lineage: Eukaryota; Metazoa; Arthropoda; Insecta; Thysanoptera; Thripidae. The transcript is spliced from 19 exons. The record is from RefSeq and is a predicted model, not a curated record. Gene Ontology annotation, cellular component: nucleus; cytoplasm. The coding region runs from base 56 to 2728 and encodes 890 amino acids. Gene Ontology annotation, molecular function: small GTPase binding; nuclear import signal receptor activity. Gene Ontology annotation, biological process: protein import into nucleus.
GGCGUGUGAGUAGCGCAGCAGGCUCUUGACUUCCUGUGUAGUAUUGCAGUCAAUAAUGAAAAUGGCGUGGCAGCCGAAAGAAGAAGGUCUUCAACAAAUUCUUCAGCUCCUGAAGGAGUCACAAUCCCCCGACACAGCAACUCAAAGAGCAGUUCAAAAAAAAUUGGAAGAACUAAAUGAAUUUCCAGAUUUCAACAACUAUCUUAUAUUUGUCCUCACCAAAUUAAAAUCCGAAGAUGAACCUACUCGAUCACUUAGUGGGCUCAUACUCAAAAAUAAUGUCAAGGCUCACUUUCACAAGUUCUUACCUGAAGUUAGUGAAUUCAUAAAGCAAGAAUGUUUAAAUGCUGUUGGAGACCCUUCGCCAUUGAUUCGAGCUACUGUUGGAAUUCUAAUUACAACCAUUGCAUCAAAAGGAGAACUCACAUCAUGGCCUGAACUACUUCCAUCUCUAGUUGUCCUGCUAGAUUCAGCUGACUACAAUGCUUGUGAGGGGUCGUUUGGAGCACUUCAGAAAAUUUGUGAAGACUCAGCAGAGCUCCUUGACAGUGAUGCCCUCAACCGUCCUCUAAAUAUCCUGAUUCCCAAGUUUUUAGAAUUUUUCCGUCAUUCCAGCCCCAAAAUUCGGUCUCAUGCUAUAGCUUGUGUAAAUAAUUUUAUCAUUGGUCGCACCCAGGCUCUUAUGACCCAUAUUGAUGCAUUUUUGGAGAACUUGUUUCACUUGGCAUCAGAUGAUGACCCAGAAGUCAGGAAAAAUGUCUGUAGGGCACUUGUCAUGCUGCUUGAAGUACGAAUGGACAGAUUGAUUCCUCACAUGCACAACAUCAUUGAGUAUAUGUUGAUGCGCACUCAAGACCAAGAUGAAGCUGUAGCUCUGGAGGCAUGUGAAUUUUGGCUGUCUCUAGCUGAACAACAUAUUUGCAAAGAAGCUCUUAGCCCAUACCUCACAAGACUUGUACCUGUUCUUGUACGGGGAAUGAAAUAUUCUGAAAUUGAUAUAAUAUUGUUAAAGGGUGAUGUUGAAGAAGACGAAAUGAUACCAGACAGGGAGGAAGACAUUAGACCACGUUUUCACAAAUCUCGUACUCACACUCACAAACACACAGAAAAUGGGGAGGAGGGGGAAGAUGAUGAUGAUGAUGGCCUUGAUGAUGACAACUCAUUGUCAGAUUGGAAUCUGAGAAAAUGCAGUGCUGCAGCUUUGGACUGUCUUGCAAAUGUAUUCAGAGAAGAUUUACUGCCGGUUCUUGUUCCUAUUUUAAAAGAGACCCUUUUCCACAAUGAGUGGGAUGUGAAAGAAAGUGGUAUUUUGGCUCUUGGAGCAAUAGCUGAAGGUUGCAUGCAAGGUAUGAUUCCACAUCUGGGUGAACUCAUUCCCUAUCUGAUAAACUGCCUUUCUGAUAAAAAAGCUCUUGUGCGAGCAAUUACUUGUUGGACAUUAAGUAGAUACUCACAUUGGGUUGUGUCUCAAAAUCAUGAUCUUUACUUUAAACCUUUAAUGAAUGAGCUGCUGAAGAGAAUUCUAGAUGCAAAUAAAAGAGUGCAGGAGGCAGCCUGCUCUGCUUUUGCAACCUUAGAGGAAGAAGCUUGUACAGAACUUGUGCCAUACCUUGGCUUUAUUCUUGAAACUCUUGUAUUUGCAUUCAGUAAAUACCAGCAUAAGAAUCUGUUAAUACUUUAUGACGCUAUUGGCACCCUUGCUGAUUCAGUUGGACAUCACUUAAACAAGGAGGAAUAUAUUAAUUUACUAAUGCCUCCACUUAUUGAAAAAUGGAAUGUUCUAAAAGAUGAGGACAAAGACCUUUUCCCCUUACUUGAAUGCCUUUCUAGUGUUGCCACAGCACUGCAGUCAGGUUUCCUUCCAUAUUGUGAACCAGUCUACAGACGUUGUGUGUGUUUAGUGGAGCAGACACUUAAUCAGCACAUUGCUAAUACUCAGAGCCCAGAUCAGUUUGAAGCACCUGACAAAGAUUUCAUGAUAGUUGCCCUUGAUCUUCUCUCUGGACUGGCAGAAGGCCUUAAUGGUCAAAUUGAAAAACUUGUAGUUGACUCAAACAUCAUGCAUUUGUUAUACCAAUGUAUGCAAGACCCUAUGCCUGAAGUACGACAGUCAUCCUUUGCUCUACUUGGUGAUCUCACCAAAGCUUGUUUCCAACAUGUUCAUCCUUGCAUACCUGAAUUUCUCCCAAUUUUGGGUGGGAACCUGAAUCCUGAAUUCAUCUCUGUCUGUAAUAACGCAACUUGGGCUAUUGGUGAAAUAUCAGUCAAGCUAGGUCAAGACAUGGCCCCUUAUGUCCCAUUGGUCUUAAAUCAGCUCAUUGUAAUUAUCAACAGAGGGCAAACACCUAAAACUUUACUGGAAAACACUGCAAUUACAAUUGGCCGGCUAGGUUAUGUGUGCCCUCAUGACGUCGCCCCCAUGUUGCAACACUUUGUUCGUCAGUGGUGUUCGUCCUUAAGAAAUAUUCGUGACAAUGAAGAAAAAGAUAGUGCGUUCCGUGGAAUGUGCCAGAUGAUAACUGUCAAUCCCGCUGGUGUUGUUCAAGAUUUUAUUUUCUUCUGUGACGCUGUUGCAUCUUGGGUUAGCCCAAAGGAUGAUCUUAAAGAUAUGUUCCACAAGAUAUUGCAUGGGUUUAAAAAUCAAGUUGGAGAUGAGAAUUGGAAGAGAUUUGCGGAUCAAUUUCCUCCUCAGCUUCAUGAAAGGUUAUCAAGCACUUAUGGGGUUUGAAAGUGUUCAGAUCGCUGUGGGGGUGUAAAUUUUGGGGUGGGUGGGUGAAACCACAAGCCGCCGCAAUGCCUAUCAUUGCUUCUUCGUCAGAUAUUCGGAAGUCUGCAGCUGAUGGGAGGGGAGGGGGAGGGAGUGUAUCUUUAUAUCAAUCAUGGAUGAUAAUUGCCAUCAAAGAGGAUUAGGAUUGUGUCCUUGUUAAUAUUUUCAAUCCUCAGCAAAAGCUUGCUCCACAGUAAACUCCAAGAUUGUAAGAUUCUUUUGGAUUUUUUUAAAUUUUUUUUUUGCGGUGGAUAUUUAGUAAAAUUUGAAGGCUUCAAAGUCCAACUACAGUUACAUCAAUUCCCAUGAAAAGGGGUAAUUCUUAUAUGAAGUAAUUCAGUCUUGACUAUUGUAUUUUAUACCUUGGAACACUAAUUGAACUGUGUGCUGUAUAUGCUGAGUAGUUGAACUUACAAGAUUGUGUUGCAAGGGUAAUUGAUUUGCUUUCUAUUGCUUGUGUGUCAAACUAAUGUCCACGCAGCUGAGGUUUCCCCUCUUUUUUGAAAAAAAAAAAUAGAAGAUGAUGUAAAAUGAUGGUUUAGGGCAAAGUGCUCAGCCAAUUGAAUAUUUUCAGCUUUAAAGGUUUGCUAUGCAGGUUCUUUUAAAGCAAUCAUGUGUCAAGUACUAAAAGGGUCAGAUGCAGCAUUUAUUCUUCAUUCUAGAUGUAGCAUUAAGAUAAAAUCAGUAUGAACGUUUAGUAAUGGAGGAUCAACUUUUUAGUUUAAGACCAUUUAAAUGUGGCAAGACUUCAAUUAUGGUUUGCUUUAUUUGGAGUGAAGCUAACAAAUUUUUUCCAUAUAUCUAUACUCGGUGCAUGUAUUGGAGAAAUUGGAGGCUAAUGAGUAGCAUUUAAGUUAAAGCUAGUUUAAGGUAGUUUUAUUUUCCAUCAGGCUCAUAGUCUUGCCUUUACAUAGCUUUUGUCUAGUUGAACUUAAAAAAUCACCCUGAAAAUUUCGGUUGUAGUGAGUACACCUACAUGUGAUGAGUUCUACAUCUUUUCUCUGGUUAUGUUUAAGGCAAGAUUUGUAACUUCUUUGCAGAGCAGUCAAAAUGGUUCACAUCAUUUGGCAUCUCUUUGUCCUGACUUCCCUCUUCCCUACUGCCAGCGAACCGGCAGCCGAGACCUUAUUUGUUUAUUGCAAGUUCUACCUUUUUCUCCUUGUCUAAAAUGGAGUUAUUAUUUAGAGUUUUGUAGCAGUUGUCUGAUGCUACAGAAUUUAAAAAUAUUUGAAUUUUAAGAAAUUGUUUUAAGUCUGACUAUGUACUGAGUGAGAUUGUUAGUGACAUAACAUUCUAAACCUAUUUAUUGGGUACCUUGGCAAGGACCUUUCUUUCUGGUAACUUAAAAUGUGUGGGUUGUUCAAACAUAUUUUUCCUACAGCAUCUAGUCUUGUGUGUCUGAGAGUUAAAAUGUUAUGGUGCUAUAUGUCAAUUGUUAGGGUUAUAGGGCUUCGCUCAACAGUUAGCAGUAAUAGUUUAAGAAUUCCUUUGAUGAGGAUAUGAUUUGAAAGCCUGUUGUAAAUUGUUAGUUGUUUCAAAUAUUAAUGGAGAUGUAAAAAUUUAUUUAGUGCUACUUAAUGUUUUCUCAGUGUCAAUGUUCUUUAAUCAUGUGAUCCGACGAUCAAGCAAAGUUUUUGCUUCUCUAAGUAUUACUUUUUUUUUUUAAAUUGUUAUCUUGUUGAACAUUAUCCCAAUUUCGUGCAAGUCUUUAAAGAAAAAAACAAUUAAAAGAGGGAUAUCAAAUUUUUAGUAUUGGUUUUCUAUUUGAAACUUUUCUAUCCCUCCCUCAUUUUUUGGCUCUGCUUUGUUGCACCUCUAUUUCCAUUUUCUGCUUUGAAUAGUUUCAAUAGGUGAUUGUCAUGUACCUAUCAAGCCCACAAGUACACACUAGAUUUUCAUCUCCAGAUCAGGUGAUCUUAUUGUGUCCUUUUUUUGUUUUAAAUUUGUUUAGGGAAAUUUCAAAGUUUCAUAGUAUUUUUAUUUGCUCAGAAUGAAGUUUAUUUUACCUCUUCAUUGUAGUUUAUUUUCCUUGUGGGAGAGCUAUUAAAUGUGUAGAUAAUUAAUUUAUUACUUGUUGAGAGUAUUAUGUUAGAGAAAUUCAUGAGUUGAUUUAGUUUUUUUUUAAAAGAUCACAACUCGUAUUGUUUUAAAUGUGUCAGUAGGUGAGUUUCUAGUAUUGAAUUAUUUGCUGCUUGCAAAAGUUGUUUCUACCUCAUGAGUCUAAAGGGUUAUUACGCUUGUACUUAUUUAAUGAUUUUCUCAGAGGGUCUUGUUAUUUUUUUCUUAAAUCGAAGUGUUAACUUUAUCUAGGGUAAAAGAUUUAUGUUCAGAUAGGUAAUGUUUUCCUUGUGGGUUACCAGUAUCAUCAUUUUUUUUAUGUAUUAGGGUGUCUUUUAUUGAUUACUAGUGAGAUUUAAUCAGUGUGAGAAAACUUUCCAGUAUAGUCAAUGAAAGGUUCCUUGCCAAGAGUCUCUACAAAUCAUCUUUAGUCACCAUGCUCAUUUCAUUUGUCCAUGAUACGAAAAGAAUGGUUAUGAAAGUUGCAUCAGAACUGAAUGAAUGUCACCCUUGAGCUGUGAUUUUACUACAUUCUCUAUUUUACUAAAAGACUUGAAAUUGACAAUUUUAGUUUGUUUUGUAUGAUUCAUAAUAUACAAUUAAUAAACUUAAUUCAAGUUAUUGUUGUUGUUUUUAGUUUUCAUAGGUGGAACAAUUGACAGUAGUUUCUGCUGAGUCUCGGCAAGGUUCUGACAAUGUGCAGUUCCUAUCCUAUCCUCAAUUCAACCCUCUCCCAUCACCUUAAUGUUUCAUAUUGUGCAGUGGUCUUUGAUCCUGCAGGGUCAGAGCAGAAGUGAGCAAGCAUAUGAAAUCAGGGUAGUGUUGCCAAAUUUUCAUUGUUCCUAAACGUUUGUUACUGAUAGAUGAAUUUUAUUCCUUGUCUGUAUUAUCACUGUCAUUAGUUAGAGUAUAUUGUCGAGUCUUGUAUGAAUCAAGUGCACACUUCUGUAAUGGCCCUUAGUUAGCAAAUUGAUUACUUAAUAGCAUAUUACAAUCUAAGAUAUUUAUUAGUUCUUUUGUUGAAUGUAACAAAUUUGUGAUAGCUUUUAAUUCAGUCCGAGAAUUUAUGGUCGGUUUUCUUCAUUUGUCCAUUAAAUCGUGAAAGAAAAUUGUGACAUGCAAAGAAAAAUAAACCUUGUUUGACUUAAAUCUUUUAUAAUAUGACAAUGAAAUUGCUCUUAUAUACUGAUAAAUUAAGUGAAAUGGCAAUUACAUUAUUUUGAUUGAAUUUGCCUCCAUGUGACAAUGUUUCCGUUUUGACCUCCUUCUGUUUGUCAUAUAUUAUUUUUAUAUCACCCUGUUUUCAUAAUCUAAAAUAAACUUUGUUCAUAGACAAGAUUAACGCUUAAUUGCACUGUUAUUUGUUGAUGUCUACCAGUUGCAAUUCUUCUCAUGCAUUCCUGAUUUAGCCUGUUCAUAACUGUUCAAUAUCUAAUUUCCUUUUGAAAUAUUUAUGUGCUUGCGGCACCACACUGAUAACAUUAUGCAAAAGCUGUAAGUCAGGAGCUUCAAACAUGAUCACAUUCAAAUAACUUCCACUUAACCUAGCUAGAGCUAAAACACUAGGAGGGUUAGCUGGUUACAGCAUAAGUUGCUGUCUUUGUUUGGUCUGUUGACUGAAUCAUAUUCGUUGUAUUUUUCGAGAGGCACCAAUCACACACCUGCCUAUGAACACAUUUUUGUACUACUGAGACAUGUUGCUUCUUAUCAAAGUCUGUGGAGAACUUUUGAUACAUAUUUGCGCAUAGUAUAUGUGUUUAGAAACUUUUGAUUUGUCUUUUAGUGAGGUGAGGAUUCUAAAAAGUCUAAGGUUAAAUUCCAACCUUAGAACUAUCUUGUUCUGGUACUGUAAUUUUUUGUUUGUUUUACAAACCGGUAUCUAGAAGGGUAUCUAUCAUGCACAGCUGGUCUGAUCAUAACAAUCUUCUUUUCCUCCUAAAAUUUUAUGUACUAGGGAAUUGUACUAAUCUAGGACUGUUAACUAAAUUAGUGCUGCCUACUAAUUGUUGGGCACCUACUAGUUUGAGAAAAGAUAUGUUCAUGAAAUGUAAAGUUUUCGUGCUAGAUCAUUGUUUAGUUUCAGAGUGAGUUUGUACAAGUUGUAAUUUUGUUUUCUUGAUUGAAAUUUUUCUUAUAGUUAUGUGUGGCGUGUAUGCAUGUGUGUGGGUGGUUGGAAUGUACUGAUGUAAAAUCCGUAUGGUAAAAGAUUCUUCUUUUGUGUGUGAUUUAAAAUAUUUUCUUUAAUAUCACAAAAUUUAUUUUUCUUUGCCACUUAAAAACAUUUUUUUUUUUUAUUUCUUUUUUUUUAAAGUUUUAUCAGCUGUGAUUAUGUCAUACUUAAAUAGUGAUCCUCUUGUAGCUUUUCAGAGGUGCACUUUGUUGGAAAUAGUUUACCUCAAUUGUUUGACAUUCCAAUCUAACUUUAGAACUAUUUUCAUUUGUAGCAUAAACUAUUUUCCCAGCUCAAACUUAAGGAACAUGUUUGUAAAUUUUAUUUUGUAAUAAGAUAGAGAUUUAUCUGUAUUGUUUGUUGCUUUUAUUUGGUGUCAAAUUCUCCCACAAGAGUUUUAUGAUGUUAUCAUGGUGUGUUUCUUGAAGUCACUGUACCCAAGUUUCUAGUAGGGUGCUUGAGAAGUACUGCCUUGAACACAUUAUUUCACAAAUUUGAGAUGUGUUAGUCCUGCUUCAGUAUUUAGUUUCAGUUGCACUCCCAUCAGAAAAAUAUUUUAUCAACUAUCUGAUUUUACUUUGUGUGCUUAGGAACAUUUAAUUGUCUGGUUUUGUGGAUUACUAUGAAUUACUCCCCUUUCACUUUUAACUGAAGACACUGCUUAUGAUUUUCUUCACUUAUGAGCUUAAGGAAAAGUAGUUAGUACCUUUGAGUGGAGUUGCAUGUUGUUGCUUUGCUUUGGCUGUGCUUCAUUGAAAGAGGAUCAAUGCCCCCUUUUUAAAGUUGUUCUGAGUGCUUUUGGAAUAUCCACUCAAUAUUUUUCUUAAUGGAGCAUUUCAUAAAACUGAUUCUUGUUUUAGGGAAUAGAAUUACAACUAUCCAAAGGCAUAGCUGAAUGACCUGGUGUUAAUGAUAUGUACCUCUGCACUCAUAACAUAAAUUUUACAACCAUUACUGUUGAAAAAAGUUAUUGAAUAAAUAAGCCUUCUCAUAUAAGGUUUCACCUUUUUUGGGGAUCUGGUGUGAUCUACUUUGGUUGUGUUUUGAUUGUCAAUGGUGAUGAUCACAGUAUUUCGUAAAUUACCGACAACCUUUUACAAGCUUCCCAGUGGAAUUUCUUAAUAAAGUGUAAUGAAGUGAUAACGUAAAGUAAGUUUGAGAUAAUCUUGAAUAAUGACUGAUUUGUUUGAUAGAAUUUUUCAUAAUUCAGAAAGCAGCUGUAUAUACUAGCCUUUUUGGAAUUAUGUCCUUAUUGUUUCUGUGAUAUUUGUCUUUUUAGAAGUGUGACAUAUCUAUCUAUCAAAAGCAAUAUCUAUCUGACCCAAAGUUGAAGCACCAGAUCCUUUGAGCUUCCAAAAUACUUGCAUGCAUGUGUUAGUGGUUGUGAUUUGCUUUAAUGGGGUAAACCACAUCCAAUAUUUUCUGCUAACACUUGCAUUGUUACUUCAAGUUUUGUGUAAGUGUGUUUAUAUGUAUGCGUGUAUUGUGUACAUGUGUAUGCCAUGUAUUUACUGCUGAAAUGCUGGCAUUGUGCCAUGCACUCAUUGUUAUGCACUUACCAGUGCCUUACUUAGCUGCUUGUAUGAGUUUAGUAGUCAGACUUUCUACCACUUAAUUAUACUUCAGAAUCUUCAAAUUUAUGAGGAUAUGUCUGCGGUAGGUCCUGUUGCAUGUUUUUAUUUUUUUCACACCAAGUGUGACUUGCAUGUUGUACAUUUGGUACCUUGGUUUUUAUGGGUGUUGUAUUGCAUGUGAAGGUGUUGUAUUUAGAAGAUAAUCAACAUUUUAUUGUAAACCCAUAGCUCAUCACUAUAUGUAUGCUAUGUUAAUCAAGCUAGACUAGUGGAAAAUUUUUAUGUGCCAACAAUGUUUUUUUUUGUUUUCUUUUUGUAUUUUCACCAAGCUGUUGAGAUGAGCUAGAACCUCAACUAGAGAACUUUGAGUAACUUUCAUGUGUUUCUUUUCCUCUUUCUUCUAAUUUUUAAGAAUUGUUGGGGUCGUAUGUUUUGCAGUUUGAAAGCAACUUGCACAAAUUAUUAUCUACAGAGAUGUUUGUUUCAAUGACCGAACUUAUUGUUCUAUCAUAGCACAUUGAAUAAACUGCAAAACCGCACCCAGCAAAUCUUCACUUGAUCUGAGAGUUAAAUUCAGGAUCCAUACCUACAAUGCAUCAGGUGGAAGGAAGUGAGGGAACCACUUUUCAGCAUCACUCAUCAUGCAUUUGCACUGGUUAAGAGCUGUGACUUGGAAGUCGUUUAUGUAAUGUAGGUUUUGUAACUCUCACGUGUUCUUAAUUUUCUGUGAUUUUCCGUCGUUUUUAUUAUUUUUGCCACUAAACUGGCUCUCACUAAUAAGACAUAUCUAAUUUGCAUGAUUUGAACUGUUUCCAUUCAGUCUGUUAUUCAUGUGUAUUGUGAUUGCUAUGUUGUAAAGUAAACAUUACAUAUUCAACAAA